Molecule: messenger RNA, 2328 nt
Organism: Candidula unifasciata
Lineage: Eukaryota; Metazoa; Mollusca; Gastropoda; Stylommatophora; Geomitridae
Source: the annotation of a GenBank genome assembly
UCUAUAAACAAAGCCAUGCAGAAGAACUAUGAAGUGGUGAACGUCGGCAUUUUAGACAUCUAUGGCUUUGAGAUUUUUGCCAAAAACGGUUUUGAACAGUUCUGCAUCAACUAUGUCAAUGAGAAGCUGCAGCAGAUUUUCAUAGAACUUACUCUGAAGGCAGAACAGGAAGAAUAUGUUCAGGAGGGCAUAAAGUGGACACCGAUUGACUACUUCAACAACAAGAUUGUGUGUGAUCUGAUAGAGUCCAAGAAUCCACCUGGUGUCAUGUGUGUCCUGGAUGAUAUAUGUGCUACCAUGCAUGCAGUCUCUGAAGGAGCUGAUGACAAACUCCUUGGGAAACUGCAAAAUCAAGUGGCUACAAACAAGCAUUACCAAGGUUGCAGUGGUGGUUUUAUUGUUCACCAUUAUGCCGGCCAGGUGGAAUAUACUGCCAACGGUUUCUGUGAGAGAAACCGUGAUGUCCUAUUUGCAGACCUAGUGCUUUUGAUGCAGUCAAGUAGCAACCCUUUCAUAGUCAGCUUGUUUCCAGAGGUUGUAGACACAGCGGCAAAAGGCAGACCGACAACAGCCAGCAGUAAGAUUAAGACACAGGCAAAUAAACUAGUGGAAACUCUGAUGAAAUGUACUCCUCACUACAUUCGAUGCAUCAAGCCAAAUGAAACCAAAAGGGCUAAAGAUUGGGAAGAUGUCAGAGUGAAACAUCAAGUUGAAUAUCUCGGAUUAAAGGAGAACAUCCGAGUGCGCAGAGCAGGUUUUGCCUUCAGGAGAGAGUUUGGAAAAUUUAUCAAAAGGUAUGCAAUCCUGACGCCAGAGACGUAUCCUAACUGGAGAGGGGAGCCCAAACAGGGAGUCUUACACCUUCUGAACACUGUCAACAUGGAUAGGGACCAGUUUCAGUUGGGCCAAACUAAAGUAUUCAUCAAGAAUCCGGAGUCGUUAUUUCUUCUUGAAGAAAUGAGAGAGAGAAAGUUUGAUGGCUAUGCCAGAGUUAUACAGAAAGUCUGGAGAAAACAUUAUGCUCAAAAACUGUACUUUAAACUGAGAGAAGAAGCCUGUGACAUCCUACAUGGAAAGAAAGAGCGUAGAAAGAACAGCCUUAAUCGCAACUUUGUUGGAGACUAUCUAGGUCUAGAUGAUAACCCAGAGUUACGAGCCUUGGCAGGAAAAAGGGAGAGAAUUGAGUUUGCACAUACUGUCAAUAAAUUUGAUCGAAGAUUUAAGAGUAUCAAAAGAGAUUUGCUGCUGACUGGGAAAAAUCUCAUCCUUGUGGGCCUUGAGACAAUAAAGAAGGGACCCCACAAAGGAACCAAGCAACUUGUGGUCAAACGAAACAUUCCACUUGAUCAGAUUUCUGGCAUUAGUAUGAGCACCAUGCAGGACGACUACUUCAUCUUGAAUGUGCAGAAUGACUAUGGCAGCCUCCUGGAGAAUGUGUUUAAAACAGAAUUUCUCACUGUGCUGUCCAAAAAGUACAAGGAGAGGACAGGAAAGGAGCUUUACAUUCAGUUUUCAGACAGCCUGGAUUUCAAUGUGAAAAAAGAGGGCUGGGGAGGUGGAGGUACUCGCCAGGUGAGAUUUGUCAGAGGUGUUGGAGAUAUAGCUCAGCUGAAGCCAUCAUCAAAGGUUCUCACAGUUUCUAUUGGUCCUGGCCUACCUAAAGAUUCAAGACCAGGAAAGAAACAGAUUGUCAACAAAGUGAAUGGUGGUGUGAAACAGUCUCGACCAGUAGGGCCUCCUGCUCCUCAAGGUGUGGUCUCCAGCAGAGGUGGCCCAGGUCGUUCUGCUCCAGGUCGUCCAGCACCAGGUCGCCCGGCACCAAGCCAGCCCCCUCCUAGUCAGUCAGCUUCUGCUCCACCGCCUCCAACAAGCCUUCCACCAUCGAGAACAGCAGUGAAACGGCAGUCCAGCAAGGACCUGCAAGAGAAUCUGCUGAAGGCCAAACAUCAAGGAAAUCAUGCUCCAACACUUCCCAAAGACUCUGACAGCCCAGCAAAGAGGAUGGCAGCAGCGAUGAAAGCAAACAACAAUAACAACAACAAUUUCAUGAGACCUCCUGACCCAGGAGUUGCCGGUGCCCAGCGACAAAGUCUGUUAAAACCAGCCCCUGGAGGAGGGCGCCCAAGACCAACAGCUAAACCAAAGCCAUCAGUUCAGUUACCUCAGUGUAGAUGUCUGUAUGCAUAUGAUGCGCAGGACACGGAUGAGCUUAGCUUCAAUGAGGGAGAUGUGAUUAAUUUACUUAGUGAAGAUGCAUCUGGUUGGUGGAAAGGUAAACUGCGAGGCAGAGAAGGUGUCUUCCCAGCUAAUUAUGUCCAGAAAAUUUGA